Molecule: messenger RNA, 571 nt
Organism: Drosophila erecta
Lineage: Eukaryota; Metazoa; Arthropoda; Insecta; Diptera; Drosophilidae
Exons: 4
Coding region: 2-571 (189 amino acids)
Source: RefSeq, a predicted model, not a curated record
AAUGCCGCUCACUUGGCUGGUGCUUCUGGGCAUCAGCUUCAUUUGGCAUAUGACGGAGUCCCAGUUGGUAUAUAAACUGAACAAGGUCGAGUGCCUAGUAAAUGAGGCGCGGGUGAAAAAUGUUUCCUGCAAUGUGAAGGCGGUUAACUGGAAUAUGGCAUUGGUGAAUAUGGAAUGCUACCUAAUUUUUCCUAUAAUAAACCCGACAAUUCGAGUUCAAGUGUUUAUGAAGGACUAUAGCAACCAGUUUAAGCCUUUCUUGAUUGACGCGACUUUCAAAUUGUGCGAAGUGGUCGAAAGGAAGAAUUUUUUGCCAUAUGGCGUUAUGAUUUGGGAACAUUUUCAGCGCUUCACGAAUGCUAAAAGCUGUCACUUUCCGCGGGGUCAGCUAAGUGCAAGAAACGGGUAUCUGAACACCAGUUACGUUCCGCCGUUUCCCCACGGACAGUAUCAAAUCAGCGUAAUGUUCAGUGAUUCCAAUUCUACGAAUACGGAAUAUGUGGGCAUCGCAAAGUUCUUUGUUCAAUCGAUGGAACACAUAAAAAGCAAAAAGCGACCUCGAGCUAACUAG